AGCAAAUCCUCUUCACUUAAAAAAAAAAAAAAACUUCCGCUGUCGAUCCCUUCCCCCGAAGGUUGGCGAUUCGCGUUUUCCCAUGGUGGUCACCCAAACCCUAGCCUUCAUGCCGCUCACUCUCCACUGUUGAAAUCGUGAUGCAAUCGGAGAAAAUCCUCAACCCAAGCCUUCUUCUCAGCACCACCACUGGCCGCAAAUCGAUGUCCGUCGUUAAACCGCCGCCGCCGCCGCCGUCGAUACUCGACCGGUUCAAGGCUCUGCUCAAUCAGCGCGAGGACGAGUUCGGCGGCGAGGAUCCGAGUUCGGAAGAGGUUGUUCAGCUCUACGAGGUUGUUCUGGGCGAGCUCACUUUCAAUUCCAAGCCUAUCAUCACUGAUCUCACUAUCAUCGCCGAUGAGCAGCGGGAGCACGGCGAAGGGAUCGCUAAUGCUAUCUGCACUCGAAUCCUCGAGGCACCGGUUGAGCAAAAGCUGCCGUCUUUGUAUCUUUUAGACAGUAUUGUCAAGAACAUUGGGAGGGACUAUGCUCGUUACUUCUCGUCUCGUUUACCAGAGGUCUUUUGUCUAGCGUACAGGCAAGCGCACCCGAGUUUACAUCCUUCAAUGCGCCACCUGUUUGGGACUUGGUCUGGUGUUUUCCCAUCACCUGUAUUACGCAAGAUUGAGAUGCAGUUGAAGCUUACUUCCGCAACGAACAGCCAAUCUUCCUUAGGGGCUUCUGAGCCGACUCAACCAACAAGGGGCAUACAUGUUAAUCCGAAAUAUCUUCGUAGGCUGGACCCCUCUGCCGCUGAGAGUAACUUGAGAGGAAUAAGUUCCAGUGCAAAAGUGUAUAGUCAAAACUCAGUCGGCGGGUAUGAUGAUUUUGAAGAUCAGUUAGAUAGCCCAUCUUCUCUGGCCGGACCAAGGUCUAGUACAGCUGGAAGUUUGACCCUCGCAUCUUCUGCAAUUGGAGCAGAUGGGUUUCCUAGGAGGUUUAGUGAUGGAGUUAAUUCUUCUAAUCAAGCCUAUAACUAUGGAAUGGGUCGGGCUACUGGCAGAGAUGAUGAACACAUGGACUGGCGAAGAAAGGACAACUUCGGCCAAGGAAAUGACCAUGAAAGACCCAGAGCUUUGAUAGAUGCAUAUGGAGUUGACACCAGCAAACACACAUCCAUCAGUAGACCAAUCCGCAACGUGAAUGGUAUCCACAGUAAGAUGGUUACACCAUGGCAGAACACCGAGGAAGAAGAGUUUGAUUGGGAAGAUAUGAGCCCUACACUAGAGCGUAGUAGGGCUGGUGAAUUUUUGCGAUCAUCUGUUCCAGCAUUAGGAAGUGUAAGGCCAAGACCUAGACUAGGAAACAUACAUGAUUUUCAGUUAGAUUCUGACAUUAAGAACGGUAUGAACUCUCGUUUUGGUCGAGGACCUGCGAUGAUAUCAAGAGUUGGGCCUUCUGGUGCUGAUGCUCUUCCUGAUGGGACAUGGCCCCAUUUGGGUGUUAGAGGAUCCAACUCUCUCCCUGUACCUUCUGCUCACGUGCAUCAUUUGGCAAAUCCUGGUAAUGCGAUGUUAAAUCACUUGAAUGGUAAGCCUUUAUAUAGGCCAGAAAACCAGGUCUCCCACAUGACCCAACAGAAUCAAGUGCUAGGAAAUUACUUACCGUCUUCAUCUGCAAUGGCACCAAGGGCAAUGCAAUCGCUGUUACCCCACGGUCAUGGUUACCCUCCACUAGGGUCAACCAUUAGACCAUCUUUAUCAGUCCAUGGUGGGGAAGCCAUGCAUCCUCAUUCUUCAGGGGUUUCCAUCUCUCAGAAUCCUUCGUUGGGAGCCUCUAAUCAACCACCGGGCGGUGCAUUCUCUGGUCUGAUUGGCUCUCUCAUGGCUCAAGGUUUGAUCUCGUUGAACAAUCAGCCUACUGGCCAGGGGGCUUCGGUGAUGGAGUUUGAUGCGGACAUGCUCAAGAUACGUAACGAGUCUGCAAUAACUGCUCUAUAUGGGGAUCUUCCCAGGCAAUGCACAACAUGUGGUCUACGCUUUAAGUGCCAAGAAGAGCACAGUAAGCACAUGGAUUGGCAUGUAACCAAGAACAGAAUGUCCAAGAACCAUAAGCAAAAGCCUUCUCGGAAAUGGUUUGUGAGUGGUAGCAUGUGGCUUAGUGGCGCAGAGGCACUUGGAGCUGAAGCAGUGCCGGGGUUCUUACCUGUCGAGCCAACAACAGAAAAGAAGGAUGACGAAGAGAUGGCAGUUCCUGCAGAUGAAGACCAAACUUCAUGCGCAUUAUGUGGUGAGCCGUUUGAAGACUUCUAUAGUGAUGAGACGGAGGAAUGGAUGUACAAAGGUGCUGUGUACAUGAAUGCUCCUGACGGAUCAACAACAGAUGUGGACAAGUCUUUGUUAGGUCCUAUUGUACAUGCUAAGUGUAGGCCAGAGACUAAUGGGGGUGAUAUCGAAGAGGGUAGUCAAAGAAAAAGAAUGCGGAGUUAGAUCCCUUAGACCGGCUAUUAGGUCUUUUUUCUUGACUACUUUUUAAGUUACAUUCUUAUUUCUUCAUCAUCUAUAUGCACUUAGCCACACACAAUACCGCUGAUGGAGAGAGUUUUCUUUCUCCUGAAACUGUACCAUUGAAAAGGAUAAAAAGAGAGAGGUUUACCCCCCACAGAUCUCUUAUCGUUCUUUACCCCUCUUAAAUUCUGUUGUGGCUUAGGACAUGGAUAUCUCUGCUACACCUAUAACCUGGGGGUGCUUGUAGUAAAAUCAUAUGGCCCAACGUGGUAGUUCGUUCCCCAUGUAUAUGUAUCAUAAUGUGUCUCUUUCUUUCUUGUUUUUCGGAUUGUCUUUCUUUUUCAUCUUGUGAUACUGCAGCGGAGGCUUUGGGAAGACCAAUGUUUAAUUGAGCAUAUUUUCUGUGAUGAUAUAAAUCUCGUUAGAUGUUGUUGCUAAGAGAACCAGUUUCAGCUGUUUAUUUUCUUCUUCUUUAGAGCUUUUCCUGUCUGAACUAUAACACUCUUUAUGUUAGCUAAGAAUGUUAGUUAACAGAACUCUCUUUUAAGGGCAUUUAUUCUCAUGACUUGGUCUACAAUGAAACAAAUUUGACAUA
Messenger RNA from Brassica napus (rape), 3081 nucleotides. Its product is annotated as polyadenylation and cleavage factor homolog 4-like. NCBI's taxonomy places the organism in Eukaryota, Viridiplantae, Streptophyta, Magnoliopsida, Brassicales, Brassicaceae. Gene Ontology annotation, cellular component: mRNA cleavage factor complex; cytoplasm. The record is from RefSeq and is a predicted model, not a curated record. Gene Ontology annotation, biological process: termination of RNA polymerase II transcription. The coding region runs from base 141 to 2468 and encodes 775 amino acids. The transcript is spliced from 7 exons. Gene Ontology annotation, molecular function: mRNA binding; RNA polymerase II complex binding.